This is a messenger RNA of Momordica charantia (bitter melon), 1075 nucleotides long. RefSeq names its product PITH domain protein (DUF1000). Lineage: Eukaryota; Viridiplantae; Streptophyta; Magnoliopsida; Cucurbitales; Cucurbitaceae. The record is from RefSeq and is a predicted model, not a curated record.
CCUACCGGACCACAGCGAUUCUCCGCCCCGACGCGACCACUUUUGAGUUUGGAGACCAUUGCCAUUGGAGUUUACAGAGAGAAAAUCAAUUCCCACUCUUCUUUUUUCUGUAUUCCUCUCGUCGAUUACCCAUGGCUGCCGCAUCUGCCACUUCCACUGCCACUGCCACUGCCACCGCUAUUCAUCGGAAUCAGGUUGAUCUGUCCGACUUCAUUAACUGGUCUGGUGUCGAGUGCCUUAACCAGAAUUUCAGCCACUCUCUUACUAAUGCUCUUAAUCAGACUUGUAGGGACAAUGAUAGCUUGCUUUUGGAGAGUGAUGCCGAUGAGCAACUUCUGAUAUACAUACCAUUUAACCAAGUCAUUAAAUUGCAUUCCGUGGUCAUUAAAGGACCUGAAGAGGAAGGCCCUAGGACUGUAAAGCUUUUCUCAAACAAGGAGAAUAUGGGAUUUGGCAACGUCAAUGACUUCCCUCCCAGUGACACAAUUGUGUUUUCACCAGAUAAUCUUACGGGAAAGCCAGAAGUUGUAAAGUACGUUAAAUUUCAAAAUGUCCGUAGCUUGACAAUUUUUAUAGAGGAUAACCAAUCUGGGGCUGACACUACGAAAGUUCAAAAGAUUGCCCUGUAUGGAACAACGGUUGAAACAACAGACAUGAAGGGUCUGAAGAAGAUCGAGGAUCACUGAGCACGACGAGAGACGAAUCAUGGACUGUCUCUCUCAUAUGAUUAUGAGUAAUCGAUACCAAAGAUCAAUUUGCCAUAAAGAUAAGAACUAUAACGACUGUCGAUGUCAUAUCCUGGAAUUUUGAUCGGUUUGUAUACCUGUUCGAUUGGUGGCGCUGCGUUACAUCAUUCAAUAUUUCGCACCUAUGCACAUUAUAAGGUUUACAAGGAUGAUCAUGGUGAUAAAUUCUCUAACUCUUAGCUCUGCUUGAACAUGGUUGAGAAAGAUUAAAUCAGCCAUUCUAAAGAAUAUAAGGAUGGUGGUUUUGUUUAUGCAUGUGGUGAAGGAUGUAUCAUUUAGACUCAAUAAGGUUGACCCAACCAUACUAAUAAAUCACCUAUUAAGAUCAA